Molecule: messenger RNA, 1713 nt
Organism: Oryzias melastigma (Indian medaka)
Lineage: Eukaryota; Metazoa; Chordata; Actinopteri; Beloniformes; Adrianichthyidae
Product: solute carrier family 22 member 7
Exons: 10
Coding region: 1-1644 (547 amino acids)
Biological process (GO): transmembrane transport
Cellular component (GO): membrane
Molecular function (GO): transmembrane transporter activity
Source: RefSeq, a predicted model, not a curated record
AUGAACUUUGAUGACAUACUCUCUGAAAUCAACGGAUUUGGAAAAUUUCAGAUUGUACUUUUCUUGAUUCAGGUGUUAUCUAGAAUAAGUCUACCAUGCCACUUCCUGUUGAGCAACUUCAUCGCAGCUAUUCCGCCUCACCACUGCGACGUCAGCGGCCUUGAGGAUGGAGGAUUGUUCGGAAACUUAACUUCCGAUCAAAAAGUCAUCGUGGGCAUUCCAAAGGAGCAAGAUGGGGCUCCGAGCUCCUGCUUGAUGUUUCCAGGCCCCCAGUACCAGUACUUGUUCAGCUCAAACACCAGUGAGGAGACAUUUCCCGUCAAGUGUCAUAAUGGAUGGGUCUAUGAUAAAAGCAUCUUUCAGUCCACUUUGGCAACAGAGUGGAACCUAGUGUGCAACAAAAAAUGGAUGAACAAAGCGACGGCCACAAUAUUCUUCAUCGGUGUUAUGACUGGAGCUCCCCUGUUUGGAUAUCUGAGUGACAGGUUUGGGCGACGGCCUCUGCUGCUGGUAUCCUACCUGACCUCACUGACCUUUGCUGUUCUGAGCGCCGUGUCAACGUCGUUUGUAAUGUUUGCCGUUAUGAGGUUUCUCACUGGGAUGUCCCUUGCAGGAAUAAACAUUAUCUCUAUCGUCCUAAAUAUUGAAUGGUGCAGCACCAAACACAGGACUUUCUCUGGCAUUAUGAUUAGUUUGGAUUGGACACUUGGAAACUGGCUUCUGGUUGGGAUUGCUUAUGGUAUAAAUGAGUGGAGAAUGCUCAUUCUGGCCGCAACUUCACCCUUAAUUUUGGCUCUUAUCGCCUGGAGAUGGCUUCCAGAGUCUGCUAGAUGGCUCAUAGCAAAUGGGAAAGCAGAAGCUGCUCAGUAUUACAUAAUGAAAUGUGCCAAGAUGAACAACCGAUCCAAGAGCCUCACCACCAUCACUCCCAAAGCAUUAAUGGAAUCUGUGGAAAAAGAAAGGGGAGAAAAGAAGUACACUGUUAUAGACCUUUUCAAAACACCAAAUAUGAGAAAACUUGCAAUAUGCUCAGGGAUUGUUUGGUUUGGAGUUGCCUUUACAUAUUACGGAAUCACUCUGAAUAUUGUGGGGUUUGGACUCAACCCUCAUCUAACUCAAUUUAUAUUCGCAUCCAUUGAAAUGCCGAUGAAGAUCGCAGUUUAUUUCUCCUUGAAGAAAAUUGGCAGAAGGCGUUGUGAGAUCGCCGCCCUUCUGGCCACCGGUCUCCUCCUUUUCAUCAACAUUUUUGUUUCCAAAGAUAAAUGGCUCAUUCGUACCAUUGUGGGAGUUCUUGGAAAAUCCACAUCAGAGGCCUCGUUCACAAUAAUGUACCUUUAUACAACUGAACUUUAUCCCACAGUAGUACGACAGAACGGUUUGGGCUACACUGCCUUUUUGGCCCGCCUGGGUGUGUCCGUAUCCCCACUAGUCGUUCUAUCAGAGGACGCGUGGCAUCUGCUCCCAGCAUGCAUUUACUGUGCUGUGGCUCUGAGCUCAGGUGUGAUUGCUUCACUCCUACCUGAAACAUUAAACGCUCAACUGCCAGAGUUCAUCGAAGACAUUGAGAAAACCAGGAGAGGAUCUGCGAGGAGAGCAGAGAUUCAAUCAGAGAUGCACAAUGACCUGCUACAAACUCCUGCUUAGCUUUGUGAAAUAAAAAAAACACAUUUUAUCCUGUUAAAUUCAUAACAAGCUCAAUAAAUCCUUUAACUA